UAUCUUUCGUAUGAACUUCUUUGUUGUGAACUUCUGCCUGUGUGUCACAUGGACUCAUGGAAUGUUCGUAAGGGUUUAAAAGUUUGGUGGUUAUUCUGGUGGAACUACUAGUAGUGUAUGAAAUGCCUUUCUCCGCGACCAAGGGCUAAUAACAGUACAUAAAAAAGUGUCCCUGAUAUCGCAACAUACCUGUAGAGCAACUGUUCGGAGACACCGGCACAAACCUUAUAUUUGCAACAGUUUUAACGCAAACUUGAAGGAAAUUGGUAUAAGGAAAGACACAUGUAAACAAUUUCACAUCAAGAAUGAUUGAUCAAAAUAAAUUAAUUGAAACUUUUGUAUCUCUGGGGCUCAGUGAGCAGAAAGCAAAGGAAACAAUAAAGAAUGAAACAAUAACGCAAAACUUGAAACAAGCAGUUGAUGAAGCAGAGAAAUUGGGUGGUGUACCAGAUGAAAGUAAAAUGCUCCUUUACCAGUUAGCAAGUAAAAUUAAAAAGCAAACUGCUCACCAUAUACCCAUGAUUGUGAAUUACAUCUAUUCCAGAAAAAUUGAUUCGAAUGAGAGACUUGAUGCAGCAUUAGAGUAUUUACUGUCUCAUCUCAAAGACGAAUUAAACCUGUCUUCCUUUGAAGAAGCCUGUGGCGUUGGUGUAGUCGUAACUCCAGAAGAAAUUGAAAAUUCAGUCGAAGAAAUCAUUGCUGCUCAUAAAAAUGAAUUAUUAGAAAAGAGGUAUCAGUUCAAUUUAGGAAUUAUUAUGCAAGAGGUGAGGAAACGCUUAAAAUGGGCUGACGGAAAAGCACUUAGGAAUGAAGUGGACAUUCAGAUUUUAGAUUUAUUAGGCCCUAAAACAGAAGCUGACUUGUUAAGCCACAAUAAAUCAGAUAAGAAAGUUAAAAGUGCAAAAAAGGGAGGCAAUUUGGUGAAGAUGAAAGAAACUGAGAAGACUGCUGAUGCAAAAAAUGAAGUUGAAGGUGCUUCUAUAGGAGAUAUUAUGAAAAAAUUAAAUUUCCACAAACCUGGAGAAAAUUACAAAACAGAAGGCUAUGUCAUUACACCAAACACUUUCAACAUUCUCAAAGAUCAUCUGAAGGUUACCGGUGGACAAGUGAGGACAAGGUUUCCACCGGAGCCUAAUGGAAUUUUACAUAUUGGUCAUGCAAAAGCUAUCAACAUUAAUUUUGGUUAUGCUGCGGCACACGAGGGUGUUUGUUUCUUGCGAUAUGAUGACACAAAUCCAGAAAAGGAAGAGGAGAAAUUCUUUGUGGGCAUCAGAGAAAUGGUGAACUGGCUAGGAUACAAGCCAUUUCGGAUUACUCAUUCGUCCGAUUACUUUGAUCAGUUAUACAAGUGGGCAAUAGAACUUAUAAAAAAGGAUUUAGCCUAUGUUUGUCACCAGAGUUCAGAUGAGAUCAAAGGCAUUAACGCCCCACUUUCUCCGUGGAGAAAUCGGCCAGUUGAAGAAAGUCUUAAACUGUUUGAGGAUAUGCGUAAAGGAAAAAUAGAUGAGGGCAAAGCGACACUUAGAAUGAAAGUGACGUUGGAAGAAGGGAAACAAGACCCAGUCGCAUACAGAAUUAAGUUUUUGCCUCACCAUAGAACAGGAGACAAAUGGUGCAUAUAUCCGACAUACGACUACACUCACUGUUUAUGCGACUCUAUCGAAAACAUAACUCAUUCUUUAUGUACAAAAGAAUUUCAGAAUCGCCGUUCCUCGUAUUAUUGGCUUUGCAAUGCACUGGACAUUUACUGCCCUGUGCAGUGGGAAUACGGACGCUUGAAUCUGAAUUACACCGUAGUAUCCAAACGUAAAAUUGCAAAGCUAAUUGAGGAGGGUAUUGUAAACGAUUGGGACGAUCCACGUCUCUUUACUUUAACGGCACUGAGAAGACGAGGUUUCCCACCGGAAGCUAUAAACAAUUUUUGUGCUCAGGUAGGAGUUACAGGUGCGACAUCUGUAGUCGAUCCUCAGAUGCUCGAGGCGUGUGUCAGAGAUUCUUUAAAUACUACUGCUCCACGAGCUAUGGUAGUUAUGGAACCGUUGAAAGUGAAGAUCCUCAACUUUCCAUUUUCUGAGAGUACUCAAAUUAAAGUUCCCAAUUUCCCCAGUGAACCAGACCGAGGAAGCCAUUUUGUUCCAUUUGAUAGGGAAGUGUUUAUCGAGAGAAGCGACUACAGAGAAGAGGACGAGAAAGGAUACAGGAGACUGACAAAUUCUCAACCGGUCGGCCUGCGCCAUGCCGGUUAUGUUAUUUCUGUGGUGAGGGCCAUUAAAAAUAGUGACGGCACUGUAACUGAAUUGGAAGUACAGUGUCAACCUUCGACAGAAUUUAAACCGAAGGCAUUUAUUCAUUGGGUGUCGCAUCAUAUUCCUGUGCAGGUUCGCUUGUAUGACAUGCUGUUUAAACAUAAAAAUCCAGAAGACGCCAAUGAGGUGCCAGGAGGGUUCCUGUCGGACUGUAACAAAGAUUCGCUGAAGAUAUUGAAUGCGUAUGCAGAUGUUUCUGUGUCAAAAGCUAGAGUUUUUGACAAAUUCCAGUUUGAGAGAUUGGGUUUCUUUUCUGUUGACCCAGAUACAAAAGAUGGUUCUUUAGUUUUUAAUAGGACUGUUAGUUUAAAGGAGGAUGCUAAUAAAUCAUAGAUACCAUUCAUCUAAAUUCAAUAGUCUUGAUGUGUUUGCAGAGUCAGUUGAAGAAGAAAUAGUGAGUAUACCGUACAGAGUGAGAGGUCCUUCGGGUGGAAGCAUUAUGACAGAUACGCGGAAUGCGCGAGUGCUAAGAGUGUUUACCUUUGAGUGGAGCCCCUGUCAAGCAUAAUUGGUGUGUCCAGCAUCAUGUGCCAUACUUACACAUUUUGCAGCAAAGUGGACUCAUUGUGACUGUAUUUUUGUGAAUGUACACUGGAGAGGUUAGGGGCGUGGCCUGUUUGAGGAGAAGUAUAGCUCCAUAGAAGAGUCGUGGAAUGAAAAGCCACCAUAACAGAAUUGUUAGAUGAAUGAAUACAAAACCGGAAACUUCCUGUAAUCUGAAAUGAUUUCAGAAAAAGAGGAGAUAAGUUUCUUUGUUCUUUGGCUGCCUUUUGAGGGCUUCACAGUGGGUGUUGUGAAUUCCUUCAAAGAUGGGAGCUGGAGAAAAGAUAGCCAAUUGUGGUGAAUGAAAUUGAUCAGCAAACCCUUGACGUGUGAUCCAUAUUGAUCCUGGUCUGUUGUUAUCAUCUUUCCAUAUCUCAAGGUCUUUAGAGCAUUCACCCUUACCUUAUUUUCUGUGGUCUUCUGUAUUAAUUACAGUUGCAUAUUUUAACUGACCUACCAGUUCCACUACAUUUCCUUUCGGUUCCACGCCACUUCUCCAGAGUUCGUAAAUCGCCUCCCCUCACCUCAAACAGGCCGCAGCCAAAACCCCUCCAGCAGGCAUGUUGAGUCCACUACAGUAUAACAUCGGCGGUACGGCACACAAUGCUGGACACAACAGUUAUGCUUGUUAGACGCUCCCAAAGCUCCGCCCAAGAGCACUGAAAAUGAAUUCUUACAUGAUUUGUAAUAAGACUAACAUCGACAUAGCAGCUACUGAUGAUGAUGGGGUGAUGACGAGACGACGACGACGACUCACUCACUCACUCACUCACUCACUCACUCACUCACUCACUCACAAGUGUGUUCAAAUUCGUACCUUGUAAAAAUAUGAAAAUAUUUAUUUGGAUUGCCUCGUGGCAGAAACUGCUUGAGAAAUUAAGCACCAGUGAUUGGGUGUGUCAUCUGUUGAUCCUAUAUGAAAGUGGAUUUUUAUGCAAAAGCACCUUCUCGUCUGUUAAAUAGAAACAGUUGUUAUUUAGAACAGUUAUUACAUAAAAUAAACAAUUUCUUGUAUGGUUUUUUGUGAACAGUCAAAAUGUUUUUAUAAAAACUAAAAUUCCAUUAUUCUUGAAAUUAACUGGAUAGUUAUGGAUGCCGUAACUUUUGUAGGUGUGCCACUUAUGAAUUAAUAAUAUAAACUUGACAUGCAUUCAAUUUUAUACUUUGCUUUUGGCAAAUUUUAUCAAUCAUCUCUCUCUCUCUCUCUCUCUCUCUCUCUCUCUCUCUCUCUCUCUCUCUCUCUCUCUCUCUCUCUCUCUCUGUGUGUGUGUGUGUGUGUGUGUGUGUGUGUGUGUGUGUGGUUUUUUUUUCCCCGGGUUUCGUCCUAGCCCCAUGGUUCGCAGAAAACCAUGAUCAUUAUUUAUAAUGCACUAGAAGUGUGAUGUAAUUUAUUUGUAAUUGUUGUCUAAUUAACAUACUGAAAUAUUAUAUUUUUUAAUAUGUGAAAUUAAAAUAUUGUAAAAGAAAA
Molecule: messenger RNA, 4317 nt
Organism: Schistocerca gregaria
Lineage: Eukaryota; Metazoa; Arthropoda; Insecta; Orthoptera; Acrididae
Gene: GlnRS
Product: probable glutamine--tRNA ligase
Exons: 2
Coding region: 306-2639 (777 amino acids)
Biological process (GO): translation; glutaminyl-tRNA aminoacylation
Cellular component (GO): cytosol; aminoacyl-tRNA synthetase multienzyme complex; cytoplasm
Molecular function (GO): glutamine-tRNA ligase activity; ATP binding
Source: RefSeq, a predicted model, not a curated record